CCCGCCCGCGUGCGCCUGCGCCGGCUCCUCGCGUCUGCGCACUAGUGCCCGCCCCCUACCGGGGCCUGACGUCACUUGGCUGGCCCCGCCCCUAGGGUGACGGCACAAUCACCGGCGUCUCCCGGUCCGCUGCGUUGUGACGUCACACUCCGUGGCCACGCCCUCCGUUUUCUUCCCCGGUUUUCUCCCUAGGAUGAAGCAGAGACUAGAGCUCAAGACGGCCCUGGCCCUCGAUGGAGCAGGUGUAGUGGGACCAGCUUGUUCCACAGGCAGGCCUGGACGGCUCCAACGCCUCCUUCAGAGCGGGGAGUUCGACCAGCUGCGGGACUUCACCGUCUUUGAGAGCAAUUUCGUGCAGGUGACCCGGUUAGGAGAAGUUGCCAACAAGGUAACCAUGGGGGUGGCAGCCUCCAGUCCGGCCCUGCAACUCCCAGACCUGUUGCUGCUGGCAGGCCCCGCCAAGGACGAUGGACGUCUGCAGCUCUUCAGGAUGAUCCCCUUGCAGUUCGUCCAGCUCUUCGUCCACGACAAGAGCCGCAGACAGCUCAAGGUCAAGUUUCAAAACGGCCGCACCUUCUACCUGCAGCUGCGGGGUCCGCCCAGGACCUGCGACUACGAGUUCAGCCAGUGGGUGCGGCUGCUCUACUGCCUGCGCUUCCACGCGGCCCAGAGUAACCCCGAGGAGGAUGGAGAGGAAGAUGAAGAGGAGAAGGAGGAGUAUCUGACUGAAAGGGAGGCAGGGAGGGAUGGGGCUUAG
Myotis myotis is the source of this 757-nucleotide messenger RNA. It is a transcript of the gene GARIN5A, whose product is annotated as family with sequence similarity 71 member E1. The record is from RefSeq and is a predicted model, not a curated record. Lineage: Eukaryota; Metazoa; Chordata; Mammalia; Chiroptera; Vespertilionidae. The transcript has 4 exons. Bases 194 to 757 code for a protein of 187 amino acids. Gene Ontology annotation, cellular component: nucleus.